Molecule: messenger RNA, 2948 nt
Organism: Vollenhovia emeryi
Lineage: Eukaryota; Metazoa; Arthropoda; Insecta; Hymenoptera; Formicidae
Product: facilitated trehalose transporter Tret1
Exons: 7
Coding region: 531-2135 (534 amino acids)
Biological process (GO): transmembrane transport
Cellular component (GO): membrane
Molecular function (GO): transmembrane transporter activity
Source: RefSeq, a predicted model, not a curated record
UCAAAAUCGAAAGUACAGCUAGCUCAUGGCUUUCGUGUCGCGCGCCGUUUAGUCUGCCGCGGUGCCCCGAUCUAAUGUAAACCGGUAAUCUUCCUCCCGAUUUCUCUAACGCUUUCUACUACGUGAUUCCUCCUUCCGGAUCUUGUCGCGACAGAGCACUAAGUCGCCUCGCAACUCUCGUGUGCAAAUGGUAUUUUUCGUUCUUCCUUUUUUUCCCCCCUCGCGCUCCAGGAUUGGCUGCGAUAAUGUGUCAUUUCAAUCUCUAUGAAGUUGACGCUUCAUUUUCAAAAAUAGAAAACUGUAACACAGUUCCGUUUACACCCGCAAUAGUUCUGUUUCUCGAGGCGCUUCAAUCUGCCGAAGAAAUCACUUCAUUACGAAGCAGCCGCUUCCGUCUCAAUUAAGGUGAAGCUGAUCUUCUACUUUCCGUAGUAAAAGACGGAAGGAUCGGGUCGAUCGCUUCUGCAAUCUCCAGAAGGCCAUCUUCGUCGUAUCGGUCACGUCGUCCUUCGAUAUGCAAGAGAAUCGGUAUGCACGAAGACAGGAAAAUUGAACCACGAGCAGGCCCGACCGAAAUGGCAGCUUCCCAGCCCGUGGAGAACGGAAAAAGAAACGAUGACAAAACAUCAGUCACGGAUGAGGAAGCAUAUAUUUCCAAACUUCGACAAGCAGUACCGCAGUGUUGCGCGGUUGGCGCUAAAAAUUUACUCCUAAUUACUUUUGGUACAACCUUGGGAUUCUCAACUAUCCUUAUUCCAGCACUGCAGAAGGAAGAUGCGGACAUCAAAGUCACGAUGGAGGAAUUGACAUGGAUCAGUAGUUUAAAUUUAUUUCUCGUGCCGAUCGGCUGUCUGGCGAGCGGGCCGCUGUCGCAGUACCUUGGCAGGAAACGGACGAUGAUGCUGGCGAAUAUACCAUUCGUGAUGGCCUGGCUGAUAUUUUACUACGCCAGCAAUCCCGCGAUGUUGCUCGCGGCGCUCGCGAUGACGGGCCUGACGGGCGGUCUCCUCGAGGGCCCGGUCAUAACUUACGUCGCCGAGGUGACGCAGCCCUACCUACGCGGCAUGCUCUCCGCGACGUCCUCGAUGGCGGUGAUCCUGGGUGUCUUCACGCAGAUGUUGAGCGGCAGUUUGGUCCACUGGAGAACGGUGGCGUUGAUCAAUCUGAUUUAUCCGAUUCUUUGCUUCUUCGCUCUCUGCUUGGUGCCCGAGAGCCCGCACUGGCUCGCCGUCAAGGGUCGAUUAAAGGAAUCGGAACGCGCUCUCUGCUGGUUGCGGGGCUGGGUGGGUCCGUCGCAAGUGCAAAAUGAAUUUAAGGCGCUCUGCGAGGCGAUUCGGAAGCCGACCGAUGACGUCGACGCUGACAAGGAGAAGGUCUGGAAGUCCUACACGAAGCGGACCUUCUACUUGCCCUUCAUUCUGGUUAGCUCGGCCUUCUUCAUCAGCAGCUUCGGUGGAGUCACGACCCUGCAGACCUUCGCCGUCGUGAUAUUCGCCAAACUGAACGCGCCGAUCGACAAGUACACGGCCACGGUGUUCCUGGGCGUGGCUCAGCUAAUCGGCAUUAUAAUUUGCGUGCUGACGAUCCACCUCGUAGGAAAACGCAAGCUGACCUUCGUAUCGGUCGGCGGUACUGGUUUAUGCUUCCUCAUUACCGCUAUCUACGGUUAUCUCAAUGAAAUGGGUUACUUGGACGGGAUCAAAUACAGCUGGAUACCGACUACUCUCAUGAUAGGCGGAGCAUUCACGGCGAACCUCGGCAUCAGGACGCUGCCUUGGAUCCUCGCGGGCGAGGUGUUUCCCGUGAAGGUACGCAGCAGCGCAACCGGCGCGGCCGGUAUGAUCGCCUACAUCAUGGCAUCAAUCGCCAACAAGACUUUCCUCUACAUGAUGAACAGCAUGUCACUGCCCGGCACGUUUUUCUUCUACUCGCUGAUCAACCUCCUCGGCUUAUGCCUUCUGUACGUGAUAUUACCCGAGACCGAGGGUAGAACCUUGCGCGAAAUCGAGGAGCAUUACGCCGGCAUACAGAAUCUCAAGGAUCGGCCGGGGAAGGAGCAGCAGGCCGCCAAGGAGAAAUGGGCAGUCACGAAUCCAGCGAUCGUAUACGACGAGAAUACCGAAAGUAAAUUGUAGAAACUCGGCCUGGCAACUUCAUGAAUUAAACUGUCAUAUUGUUAACUGUUGCAUUUCGAACUGUCUUCGCGGGAAAGAUUUGUUGCAUAAAAAACAUUUGAUUUCGUAACUGACUCAAUGUAGCCUGUACGGAAAAGAGGCGAUCGUUCGUAGAGAUUAUUUGAUUGAUGAUCUAUUUCAGUGCAACAGGGAACGAGACCGCAAGAGCGAUAAGUUGAUCGAGUUUUUCCAACAAAGUCUCCGAGAAAAGAUUAAAGCUGAGUGAUACGUUGAAGAUUCUUAGGAAAUAGUAUUUUUAUUUAUUAUUUUGUAUUAUUUAAAAGAGACGCGGUUGCCAUAAAACGGUUCUGAUAUCACCACCGACAUUACUGCUGACUUAAUCUUUAGAAACGAAGAAACUGACUUAUGAACUCUGAACUGGCAGUUUAUUUUCUUCCCCAAAAUAUCUUUGCCAUAUACUUAAAUAAAAAAAAUACAGGAGUCGAUGGAAAAGAUAAAUUUCUAAAGGUUAGCAGAAUACUCGACAGACUUGUCUCAUUGACUUGAGAUUCAUUUCUUCGUUAUUGCUUAGGGAAGCUUUUAUAUUUUACGAAGACCUUCGCAUCCUUUUAUUGCGAUUGAAUUAUAUUUACGUAGGUUUAAUAAAAAUGAAAACGAGGUUGUAUAACGAGGGGCUGAGUAGAAUUAAGCGUUAUUAAUUACAUUAAUAAACACUGUUGCAUAUUAUCAAGGUUGAGAAGUAAUUCCUUACUUGUAACGAAGUUACAGUUACAGUUACUUCUUUUUGGCAACUCUAACUUAACUUCGUUACUU